CCGGGUCUUACGCCUUCAACCUUGGGCUCAUAACCUGAAGGUUUCAGCCUGAAAACCUUUUUCAGGCUUGUGCAAAAGCGGCUUCCAACCGUCUCAGUUGGGUUCGUUUCAAGUGUCCGUUUUGGUACACCUUUCGUUUUGCGCGUGUCAUCCUUUGCGGACCAGCAGGUUUAAUAAAAUGAAAAAGCAAGAAGAAAGCAUGCACUGCCGGCAUGUAGCCAAUGUUACUAUCACGAAGAAGGAUUGUGAAGUAUGACCUAGCUUUCCAAAGUAGUACACGUGCAAAGUGUUUCUUCGUGUGACCCAGUAUGCCAGGUGCUUCACAGAGAAUCUUGAGGAACACGCAACCUGUACAUGACAGACCUAAACAUGUAGCGACGUACUAGGAUACACACUUGUGUUACGGGGACUCUUGCUAUCACGGCUGAGGUGUUCUGACAGAUGGGGAUCUAUAAUUUUGGGGCUCCCCUGUAUGUUUUCUUUCAGUUGAAAUUCAGGAAACUGAGGAUCACCAUCGCAUUUCUUUUUCAUGUGCACUUCAAGCACCUGCGAUUCACUUCCACGUGUUUACAAGCAAGCUGUCACGGCAAAAGCUGCUACAGGAGAAGAGGGGGUCAGAUCCACUGCGCACAUGCACUUGAUGAGGGAAAUCUCUAGGGGGAGAGCUGCUGAGCUUGGAACCCCGCUGUAUAGCCUCUUGAAAGAAAGGGCCAGGCUGUCGGAAGUGGAAGACCGAAGCUUCAAGUUGGCCCGCGUCCGAGAGAUGCAGACAUCCCGCAUGCUGGAAAAGGAAAUAAGCCAAGAGGACAUUCCUCCUGUGCCUGCUGUCUCUGGGCCCUUUCGCCGCCCAAGCGUCGUAAGACCUUCCUCACCUUUGCAAGGGAAAUCACUCCCAGCGAGCCAGCAACCCUCUGUGGGUCCCGAUGGACAACUGCAGGAUUUCUGGAGCUCCCUACAUGUGGAUCAAGAAGGCGAUCAAGGAGGCCUUGAGGAUGAAGAGCAUGAAGAACGCAGCGAAGGCGAAGGUGAAGCGUGGGAGAUUCCUGCAGAAUCAUCGUUCGAGGGGCCAGACGAAGGAUCACCUGAAGGUGAUGAAGCUAUGCAGACAGUGCGAGCGCUUUCUGAUGCUCCCAGAGGCGUAUCCGUGGCCAACAGCUCCUUUAGCGAAGACACAUUAAGAUCGACCUUUUCGAAGAGCAAGCAGUCAAGGCAAUCAACUGCCGAGGUCGUGCCUGGCUUUGGGCGAGCUGGAAGGAAGGCCACUUUGAGAUCAUCCCAUACUGGUGAAGAUCUCGCGCGCUUGCGGGGGCGGAGUGAGUCACGGAAGGGUAUGAAUUUCACUCCGUUGAAAGCCAGAAAAUCAGGCCAAUCACAGCGGAGGGCAAAGGUGAACUUUGGCGAGGCCAAGCAAGAUGGCAAGGCUUCGAAGGAGAAAAGAGUCGCCAUUCCUUUUAAGGUCUUGAGUUGGAGCUCACAAAGGCGCAGCUACCGCUGUGCUGCGAAAAACUUGGAACAGGA
Molecule: messenger RNA, 1518 nt
Organism: Durusdinium trenchii
Lineage: Eukaryota; Dinophyceae; Suessiales; Symbiodiniaceae
Source: the annotation of a GenBank genome assembly